Molecule: messenger RNA, 1620 nt
Organism: Ilex paraguariensis (yerba mate)
Lineage: Eukaryota; Viridiplantae; Streptophyta; Magnoliopsida; Aquifoliales; Aquifoliaceae
Source: the annotation of a GenBank genome assembly
UCGUCAAUUUCAACCAAGUACUAGAACCUUAUUCUCUCUCUACCCUGUCCAUCUCUGUCUCUUAAUAGGGGAUGCAACAGAAAGAGAAAGAGAGUGUCAUAUGGGGACUUGCUUCAGUUCUUCUUCUGUUAACCACAGCCCUACUACAACGGGCCAUUCUAGUUCAGGGAUAUUCUCUAUUGAAGGCAGCAACGGAUCCGGUAAUAGCCGGUUUUGGAGUGCCAGCGGAGGCGAUGACAUGUUGUAUCCGAAUGGGCAGAUCUUGGCCACUCCCAACUUGAGGAUAUUCUCUUUUGCAGAACUAAAGGCUGCAACCAGAAACUUCAGAAGUGAUACAGUGUUGGGAGAAGGAGGUUUUGGCAAGGUAUACAAGGGUUGGCUUGAUGACAAGUCAACUUCAAAAAAUGGUAGUGGAUCAUCUGUCAUUGCUGUCAAGAAGUUGAAUCCUGAAAGCAUGCAAGGGUUCCAAGAGUGGAAGUCUGAGGUAAACUUCCUGGGAAGGCUUUCCCACCCUAACCUUGUUAAGUUAUUGGGAUACUGUUGGGAGGAGAGAGAGCUACUACUUGUCUAUGAAUUCAUGCAAAAAGGCAGCUUGGAGAACCAUCUUUUUGGAAGGAGCUCAGCUGUUCAGACACUGCCAUGGGACAUAAGGCUUAAGAUAUUAAUAGGAGCAGCUCGAGCCCUGGCAUUCUUGCACACGUCAGAGACACAAAUAAUUUAUAGAGACUUCAAGGCCUCAAAUAUCUUGCUUGAUGGGUCCUACAAUUCCAAGAUAUCAGACUUUGGAUUGGCAAAAAUGGGGCCCUCGGCUAGCCAGUCACAUGUGACAACAAGGGUUAUGGGGACAUAUGGCUACGCUGCUCCUGAAUAUGUUGCUACAGGGCAUUUGUACGUGAAGAGCGAUGUGUAUGGCUUUGGUGUUGUAUUGGUUGAAAUGCUAACUGGUUUACGAGCACUAGAUACAAAUCGUCCGAGUGGGCAGCAUAAUCUGAUUGUUUGGGUCAAGCCACUUUUAUCUCACAGAAGAAAGUUGAAGGACAUAUUGGACUCCCGGUUGGAAGGAAAAUAUCCUUCCAAGGCUGCGGCACAAAUAGCGCAACUUGCUUUAGCAUGCCUGGGACCUGAACAAAAAACCAGACCAUCGAUGAAAGAAGUUGUAGAGACGCUGGAACGAAUUAAUUCUGCUAAAGAAAAACCAAAGGUGCCUAGAAUAAACACUACACAUCCGACAGCUUAUCGACAUAGCCAGCCAUCUUUGCACCAUCCUUCACCCCUUCACCCUAGACAAGGUGGAAAUCGAGCCUACCAACAGGCUCCACGGGCAUGGUAACCUCCAUACUACCCAAAUGCACGCGGACAGCAGCCCUCUGAACAAUUGUCCUAAUUGUUUCACUGUAAUGAGUUAUGUUCUUCUUGUAGUUGUUGUGAUGGUGGCUUUUAUUGAACAAGAUGAGAAAGCUAGAAGUAAAACUGUAAUUAUUUUUGCCCGUAUAGUGAGCUUUGCUUGAUGAUUUGUUAGCAAAGCCACUAUUCAUAAAUUAGGGAGAAUUUUAUUUGUGCGCUAGAACUCUUGCAUCCUCCUGUUUAGCCUCAAAUUUUGGGAUAAUGUCAAUAAAAGGA